Molecule: messenger RNA, 1071 nt
Organism: Trichoderma gamsii
Lineage: Eukaryota; Fungi; Ascomycota; Sordariomycetes; Hypocreales; Hypocreaceae
Exons: 4
Coding region: 1-1071 (356 amino acids)
Source: RefSeq, a predicted model, not a curated record
AUGUCUUCCACGUCGGAUAUCCAAGUAGCCUCUGUGGCUGCCGGGUUCACCCUCGGCUUUGGGUUUCUGACGGUCUGGAAGGCAAUCCAGCAUACUAUGAGAAACAGACGGCCAUGGAAGAGUCCGUACAUCUAUAUGAUUUGGGGAGAGAUUAUUGCCAACCUCUGUCUUGGCCUUAUCGGAUGGUUCUUUCUUGAUGGCCAACUGGGUCCAGAGGUGCCCGUCCUAUUCUUUUUCAUCUUUUUCUGGGUGUUCGAGAUCCAGCUACUGAUGCAAAUCAUCAUCAAUCGAAUUGCAAUUAUCGCCGAAGACGAAAGCACGGUAGCAAAGUUGAAAUGGGGCACAGCAGGCGUUAUUACUUGCAUCAACAUAGCCGUCUUUUGUAUCUGGAUCCCGUCGCAUACCAACCCUCCAGUUAGCGAAUUAUUUGUCCGCAUUAACGACAUUUGGGAUCGCAUCUCGAAGAUUUUAAUUUUAAUUGUCGAUGCUGGUCUCAACUACUAUUUCCUACGCACUGUUAAAGAGCGCCUCGUUAAACAACACGGGCUCCGAAAAUACGCUCCCCUGGUCACUUUCAAUGCGAGGCUAAUGGUAGUAUCUAUCCUCAUGGAUGCUAUGCUUAUCGGACUCAUGUCAUUGCCGAAUCAAGAUGUUUACAUUCAAUUCCAUCCUGUUACGUACAUGGUCAAAUUGAACAUUGAAAUGACAAUGGCAGACCUCAUCAUGAAACUUGCAAAAACCGAGAACUCAGAUAUGAGCAUGCCAUCCACCUCCCGCCACCGAACCGAGACUCGGGAGGAGGAGGAAGAAGAAGACACGAAUGGGCAGCAAAACUACAAGAUGCAGCCUGUACUAAGCACCAAGCCUGCAGGCGAGGAAGAUUUUUCUUCCAUCGACGACGACAUGGGACAAUUCGACGAAUCUAAAGCUGCUAGCACGCGCGGAAUUCUGGACGGAGGGAUUCAAGUGGAAACUACCAUCUCGUCGAGAAUCUCUCGAAACUCCAGAGUUGGUGGAGGGCAGAAUGAUGGCUCAGAUGACGAGCUUGCACUAUCGUAUCCUGUCCGGUGA